This is a messenger RNA of Sphaerodactylus townsendi, 3147 nucleotides long. RefSeq names its product vomeronasal type-2 receptor 26-like. The record is from RefSeq and is a predicted model, not a curated record. NCBI's taxonomy places the organism in Eukaryota, Metazoa, Chordata, Lepidosauria, Squamata, Sphaerodactylidae. The coding region runs from base 1 to 3147 and encodes 1048 amino acids. The transcript is spliced from 15 exons. Gene Ontology annotation, biological process: G protein-coupled receptor signaling pathway. Gene Ontology annotation, cellular component: membrane. Gene Ontology annotation, molecular function: G protein-coupled receptor activity.
AUGCCCAGCCCAAACAGUUUCUGCGAGAUAAAACAGCAGUUUGGUGUCUGCCUGGCAACUGUAGCAGAAGCCAUGCAUGAAUUCUACCUGGCCAUGAGGGUCGCGUUCUUCAGGAUGGUUGGCUGUUUUGCAGAUGACAUGGAACAAACCAAUCUAAUACCUUCUAAAAUAAACUUCAUGAGCAAAGCUUUGAAGGCUGUUCCAUCCCUCCAAGCCUCUAUCAUAUUUGAGAAGGUGACUGGAUGCCCUGUGAACAAAGCAUUUCUUCAGCUAUAUUUGAAACUUAAGAAGUUGUGGUACCAACCAGGUGAAAUCCUGAUUGGUGGAAUUGUAACUCAUUUUGGUUGUGAGGCCCAAGAAGUUUCAUUUGUACAGCACCCCUACCACGAUGAAGCCUGUGAUCCAAUCCCGAUAACAAAGUUCUACCAGCACAUUCUUGCCUUGGUGUUUGCCGUUCAUGAGAUCAACCAGAACCCCAACAUCUUGCCCAAUGUCACUCUUGGGUUCCACAUCCAUGACUCAACCACAGAGGUGAAAUGGAUUUACAGGACUACCCUGGACCUGCUCUUCACAUCACUUGAAUUUGUCCCAAACUACAAAUGUGGUACCCAUAAAAACAUGAUUGGUGUCAUUGGGGGAUACACUUCUGCAGCCUCAUCUGUUAUGGCAACUCUCUUAAGUCGUUACAAGAUUCCACAGUUUUCAUACGGCUCAUUUCAAUCAGAAGGGGAUAACCCAACCAACCUCCCUUCCUUUUACCGCACGGUCCCCCAGGAGGCCCUUCAGUAUGAGGGAAUCGUCCAGUUACUUCUGCAUUUCGGCUGGAAAUGGGCGCUCAGGGCAGGGGAGGCGUGUCCCCAAGCCCCGGCGACGCACUGGAGGGCCGGAGAGCAGAGAAUGGCUUUCAACAACAGUGCUGGAGAGGAAGUGACCUUUAACGAACAUGGAGAAUUGACCGGUGGAUUUGAUAUGACCAAUCUGGUGACUUUUGCAAAUAAGUCCUAUGUCAGAGUCAAGAUCGGGAGGCUGGAUCCUCAGGCUCCGCUUGGCAAAAGAGUUAUCCUCUCUGAGGAUAGAAUUCAGUGGAACAGACACCUCACACAGCUGCCUCCUUCAUCUGUGUGUAAUGACCCUUGCAACCCUGGCUACAGUCGGAAAAAGAAGGAAGGGGAGAAAUUCUGCUGCUACGAUUGUGCUCCAUGCCCAGAAGGGAAGAUUUCAGGAAAAGAAGCCAACAACCGGGGCCUCACCUACUGUCUACUCAUCUCUCUCCUUCUGUGCUUCCUCUGCUCCUUGCUCUUCAUCGGACAACCGAACAAGGUGACCUGCCUCCUCCGACAGACGACUUUUGGCAUCAUCUUCUCCAUGGCUGUAUCUUCUGUCUUGGCAAAAACUGUUACUGUCAUCAUGGCAUUUAUGGCCUCAAAGCCAGGGAACAUUUUUCACAAGUUGAUAAUCAAGUUCUAUCAGCACAUCCUUGCCUUGGUAUUUGCCAUCCAUGAGAUCAACCAGAAUCCCAACUUCUUGCCCAACGUCACUCUUGGAUUCCAGAUCCAUGACUCCACCAGUGCUCGAAAAUGGACUUACAGGACCACCCUGGACCUACUCUUUGCAUCCCUUGAAUUCAUCCCAAACUACCAAUGUGGCGCCCAGAAAAAAGUAACUGGUGUCAUCGGGGGAUAUAGUUUUGAAACUUCAUCAGACAUGGCAAAUAUCUUAAAUCGUUACAAGAUCCCUCAGUUUUCAUAUGGCUCAUUUGAAUCAGAAGGGGAUAACCCAACCAACCUGCCUUCCUUUUACCGCACGGUCCCCCAGGAGGCCCUUCAAACCCACCACAGAGCAAUGGAGGAUGGGGACAGACUGGCUCCUUUGAACACUCCCCCUUGGAAGCUCCAUGCACUUCUUCAGAGAAUGGCCUUCAACAACAGUGCCGGAGAGGAAGUGACCUUUAACGAACAUGGAGAAUUGAUCGGUGGAUUUGAUAUUACCAAUUUGGUGACUUUUCCAAAUAAGUCCUAUGUCAGAGUCAAGAUCGGGAGGCUGGAUCCUCAGGCUCCGCUUGGUAGAAGAGUUACCAUCUCUGAGGACACAAUUCAGUGGAACAGACACCUCACACAGCUGCCUCCUUCAUCUGUGUGUAAUGACCCUUGCAACCCUGGCUACAGUCGGAAAAAGAAGGAAGGGGAGAAAUUCUGCUGCUACGAUUGUGCUCUGUGCCCAGAAGGGAAGAUUUCAGGAAAAGAAGACAUGGAUGAUUGCAUGACUUGCUCUGAAGGUCAUUAUCCAAACUUGGGGAAAGUUCAGUGCAUUCCAAAGCUUCCAAACUUCUUAUCCUUUGCACAACCUCUGAGCAGGAUCUUAACCUUUUUGGCUGUCUUCUUCUCUUUGAUCUCAGCCCUGCUGCUUACAAUCUUUCUGAAGUACAAGGACACUCCCAUCGUUAAAGCCAACAACCGGGGCCUCACCUACUGUCUACUCAUCUCUCUCCUUCUGUGCUUCCUCUGCUCCUUGCUCUUCAUCGGACAACCGAACAAGGUGACCUGCCUCCUCCGACAGACGACUUUUGGCAUCAUCUUCUCCAUGGCUGUUUCUUCUGUCUUGGCAAAAACUGUUACUGUCAUCAUGGCGUUUAUGGCCUCGAAGCCAGGGAACAUUCUUCACAAGUGGGUGGGGAAACAAUUGGCAUAUUAUAUUAUUAUCUCUUGCUGUUGUGUUCAAGUUGGCAUUUGUGCCGUUUGGCUGGGCUUUUCUCCUCCAUUCCCAGAUAUGGACAUGCAUUCACUCAGUAGAGAAAUUAUACUGCAGUGUAAUGAAGGGUCAGUCCCCAUGUUUUACUGUGUCUUGGGCUACAUGGGGUUUCUUGCCUCUGUCUGCUUCAUUGUGGCUUUCCUAGCCAGAAAGUUGCCUGACAGUUUCAACGAAACCAAGUUCAUCACUUUCAGUAUGUUGAUCUUCUGUAGUGUUUGGCUGUCCUUUGUCCCCACCUAUCUGAGCACUCAAGGAAGAGACAUGGUGGCUGUGGAGAUCUUCUCCAUUUUAGCAUCCACUGCUGGCUUAUUAGGCUGCAUCUUUUUCCCCAAAUGCUACAUCAUUAUCCUGAGACCUGAGCUGAACAGAAGAGAGCAGCUGAUCAGGAAAAGGCAUUAA